GUAGUGCAGGAAUACAUUCAUGUUUCCUGAGCUCUAGGAAAAAACAACGCUAACCCCAUCCCAUAAAAAGAAUCUAUCUAAAAACAUACUUUUCUCAAUUCCUUUAUCCAGGUGCAAGCUUAAAUUGGAGCAUUGAUAACCGAAUAAAAUACAAUCUGAAAUCGAACCUAUAUUCACUGUUAUGAAUCGAGAAUGAGUAACACAGAAGACAGCGGAAGCAAGUGCUCGUCAACCCCCAUUUCCAGUUUCACUAUUCAGUCGAUCCUGGGCACAUCGUCCGAUGCGCCUCGGUCAGGGUCUAAGGAAAGCUCCAAGGGUCUCCUGCCGCGUAGACGCUCUCUGUCAGUGUCCUCUGAGGAAGAAUGCAGCGGCGGGGAAGACUCUGCGGACUGUUUCUGCUCGGACCCUGGCCACAACGAACCAUGCAUCCAACAUCAACCUCUUAAUUUUUCAUGUUUAGGUAAACCAAAAGGACUUAUUUCCAACAAUGACGGGAUUGCACGGCGACCGACUCUGUUGCAGGAUUACAAAGAGGAGCAAGAGAGACCAUGCAAUCAAAUGUCACCGAUAUCUGAAGAAAGACAGGCAGACGGUGCAGACAAACAAAGUAAUUCAGCCAAGAAGAAGACUCGUACCGUGUUCUCGCGGAGUCAGGUGUACCAACUCGAGUCCACCUUUGAUAUGAAAAGAUACUUGAGCAGUUCCGAACGGGCCUGCUUAGCAUCCAGUCUGCAACUGACUGAAACUCAGGUAAAGACGUGGUUUCAGAAUCGUAGGAACAAGUGGAAGCGACAGCUCUCGGCCGAACUGGAGGCGGCAAACAUGGCACAUGCCUCCGCACAAACACUUGUGGGGAUGCCGCUAGUUUUCAGAGAUAACUCGCUGCUUCGGGUACCAGUUCCAAGGUCUAUUGCUUUCCCAACGCCUCUGUAUUACCCAGGGAGCAGCCUUCCAGCGUUACCAUUGUACAAUCUUUAUAACAAGAUUGAAUAUUGACUCUGCUCGUGAUAAUUGUCCUCACAAAUAAUACAUUAUUACACAAUACAACGCAUUCUUAUAGGACAUAACCAGUCUAUUAUAUCACUUUAUUCUUUUUGUUGUUAAAUAUAUGUUUCUUAUGCAGCUAACAUGCUAAACAAUUCAGAAAGUAACAGGCUUCCCCCUCCGUAUGAAAUACACCAUGUGUAUACUGAUUUUGUACCUGCUUAAUUAAUGACCCUGUCCCAGCUAUAGACAUUUACUUUUGGCUUUUAAAUACAGAAUAUCAAUUUAACAUUGGUCAAGGCCAAACUAUCUGUUAUUGGAAAGACUAUUCUAUGCUUUCAAAGUAUGGUAAGCAAAUUCAUAAUUCAUGCGGUUAUGUUGGGCCUACUUAAGAUGAUGGUGGGAAAGGUACAAACUUAAUUCUUCCAUUGGAGGGAUUUUUUAUUUUUAUUGUAAUAUAGACAUACCA
Messenger RNA from Osmerus eperlanus (European smelt), 1453 nucleotides. It is a transcript of the gene hmx2, whose product is annotated as H6 family homeobox 2. Bases 193 to 996 code for a protein of 267 amino acids. Lineage: Eukaryota; Metazoa; Chordata; Actinopteri; Osmeriformes; Osmeridae. Gene Ontology annotation, cellular component: nucleus. Gene Ontology annotation, biological process: regulation of transcription by RNA polymerase II. Gene Ontology annotation, molecular function: DNA-binding transcription factor activity, RNA polymerase II-specific; RNA polymerase II transcription regulatory region sequence-specific DNA binding. The transcript is spliced from 2 exons. The record is from RefSeq and is a predicted model, not a curated record.